AUGCACAAAUCCAAGGACAAACACACAUCAGAGGACACGGCACACUCAAAUGAUACAGCAGGGGACCCCUCGCAGCAGGGGACCCCUCGCAGCAGGGGACGCCCCGCAGCAGGGGACCCCCGCAGACCCCUCGCAGCAGGGGACCCCCCAGGGGACGCCCCUGCCGAGCAGGGGGACCCCCAGCAGGGGACCCCGCCCGACCCCUCGCAGCAGGGGACCCCCGCAGCAGGGGACCCCAGCAGGGGACCCCCCGCAGCAGGGGACGCCCUGCCAGGGGGACCCCUCGCAGCAGCAGGGGACCCCCCAGCAGGGGACGCCCGACCCCUCGCAGCAGGGGACCCCUCGCCGACCCCUCGCAGCAGGGGACGCCCCGCCGACCCCUCGCAGCAGGGGACCCCCCCGACCCCUCGCAGCAGGGGACCCCCCGACCCCUCGCAGCAGGGGACCCCCGACCCCCGCCAGACCCCUCGCAGCAGGGGACCCCGCCCGACCCCUCGCAGCAGGGGACCCCCGCCAGCAGGGGGACGCCCGGCCGACCCCUCGCAGCAGGGGGACCCCCGCCGACCCCUCGCAGCAGGGGACCCCUCCCUCGCAGCAGGGGACCCCUCGCAGCAGGGGACCCCCGCCAGGGGACGACCCCCCUCGCAGCAGGGGACCCCCCCAGCAGGGGACGCCCUGCCCCCCUCGCAGCAGGGGACCCCCGCCGACCCCUCGCAGCAGGGGACCCCUCGCCGACCCCUCGCAGCAGGGGACGCCCCGCCGACCCCUCGCAGCAGGGGACCCCCCGCCCGACCCCCUCGCAGCAGGGGACCCCCGCAGCAGGGGACCCCCCGCCGACCCCUCGCAGCAGGGGACCCCCGCCCCCCUCGCAGCAGGGGGACCCCAGCACCCCUCGCAGCAGGGGACCCCCGCAGCAGGGGACCCCGCCGACCCCUCGCAGCAGGGGACCCCCGCCGACCCCCGCAGCAGGGGACCCCGCCCGACCCCUCGCAGCAGGGGACCCCCGCCGACCCCUCGCAGCAGGGGACCCCCGCCGACCCCGCAGCAGGGGACCCCCGCCCGACCCCUCGCAGCAGGGGACCCCUCGCCCGACCCCUCGCAGCAGGGGACCCCCAUCGCCGACCCCUCGCAGCAGGGGACCCCGCCGACCCCUCGCAGCAGGGGACCCCCGCAGCAGGGGACCCCCGACCCUCGCAGCAGGGGGACCCCUCGCAGCAGGGGACCCCCGCAGCAGGGACGACCCCUCGCAGCAGGGGACCCCCGCCGACCCCCUCGCAGCAGGGGACCCCCCCACCCCUCGCAGCAGGGGACCCCCGCCCGACCCCUCGCAGCCCCCCGCAGCAGGGGACCCCCCCGACCCCUCGCAGCAGGGGACCCCCCGCCGACCCCUCGCAGCAGGGGACCCCUCGCAGCAGGGGACCCCCCGCCGACCCCUCGCAGCAGGGGACCCCUCGCCCGACCCCUCGCAGCAGGGGGACCCCCGCCCGACCCCUCGCAGCAGGGGACCCCCAGCCCCCCCUCGCAGCAGGGGACCCCGCAGCAGGGGACCCCCGCCGACCCCCGCAGCAGGGACCCCGCAGCAGGGGACCCCCGACCCCUCGCAGCAGGGGACCCCCCCCUCGCAGCCCCUCGCCAGGGGACCCCUCGCAGCAGGGGACCCCCGCCGACCCCCUCGCAGCAGGGGACCCCCCCCGCCGACCCCUCGCAGGGACCCCCGCCGACCCCUCGCAGCAGGGGACCCCCGCCCGACCCCUCGCAGCACCCCCCCGCAGCAGGGGACCCCCCCCUCGCAGCAGGGGACCCCCCCCAGGGGAACCCCCCCUCGCAGCAGGGGACCCCCGGGGACCCCUCGCAGCAGGGGACCCCGCCGACCCUCGCAGCCCCCCGCCGACCCCUCGCAGCAGGGGACCCCCCCGACCCCUCGCAGCAGGGGACCCCCGCAGCAGGGGACCCCCGCCGACCCCUCGCAGCAGGGGACCCCCGCCGACCCCUCGCAGCAGGGGACCCCGCCCGACCCCUCGCAGCAGGGGACCCCCGCAGCAGGACCCCUCCCUCGCAGCAGGGGACCCCCGCCGACCCCUCGCAGCAGGGGACCCCCGCCCCCCCGCCGACCCAGGGGGGACCCCUCGCAGCAGGGGACCCCCGCCGACCCCUCGCAGCAGGGGACCCCCCCCCGACCCCUCGCAGCAGGGGACCCCCCACCCGACCCCUCGCAGCAGGGGACCCCCGCAGCAGGGGACCCCUCGCAGCAGGGGACCCCUCGCCGGGGACCCCCGCCGACCCCUCGCAGCAGGGGACCCGCAGCCCCCCCGCCGACCCCUCGCAGCAGGGGACCCCCCGCCGACCCCUCGCAGCAGGGGACCCCUCGCCGACCCCUCGCAGGGACCCCCGCCGACCCCUCGCAGCAGGGGACCCCCCCGCCCGACCCCUCGCAGCAGGGGGACCCCCCGACCCUCGCAGCAGGGGACCCCCCCGACCCCUCGCAGCAGGGGACCCCCCCGACCCCUCGCAGCAGGGGACCCCUCGCCGACCCCUCGCAGCAGGGGACCCCCCGCAGCCGGGGACCCCGACCCCUCGCAGCAGGGGACCCCUCGCAGCAGGGGCAGGGGACCCCCGCCGACCCCUCGCAGCAGGGGACCCCCGCCGACCCCUCGCAGCAGGGGACCCCCGCCGACCCCCUCGACCCCUCGCAGCAGGGGGGACCCCCGCCGACCCCCUCGCAGCAGGGGACCCCCCGCCGACCCCUCGCAGCAGGGGACCCCCGCCGACCCUCGCAGCAGGGGACCCCCCUCGCACCCCUCGCCGACCCCUCGCAGGGGGACCCCCGCAGCAGGGGACCCCUCGGGGACCCCCCCCGCAGCAGGGGACCCCGCCGACCCCUCGCAGCAGGGGGACCCCCGCCGACCCCUCGCAGCAGGGGACCCCCGCCGACCCCCUCGCAGCAGGGGACCCCCGCAGCAGGGGACCCCCCCCGACCCCUCGCAGCAGGGGACCCCCGCCGACCCCUCGCAGCAGGGGGACCCCCGCCCCCUCGCAGGGGACCCCCGCCGACCCCCUCGCAGGGGACCCCGACCCCCCCUCGCAGCAGGGGACCCCCCCUGCCGACCCCGCAGCAGGGGACCCCCCGCCGACCCCGCAGCAGGGGACCCCCGCACCCCUCGCAGCAGGGACCCCCGCCCGACCCCUCGCAGCAGGGGACCCCCGCCGACCCCUCGCAGCAGGGGACCCCCGCCGACCCCUCGCAGCAGGGGACGCCCCCGACCCCUCGCAGCAGGGGACCCCCCAGGGGACCCCUCGACCCCCUCGCAGCAGGGGACCCCCGCCGACCCCUCGCAGCAGGGGACCCCCCGCAGCAGGGGACGCCCCGCCGACCCCUCGCAGCAGGGGACCCCCCGCCGACCCCUCGCAGCAGGGGACCCCCGCCGACCCCUCGCAGGGACCCCGCAGCAGGGGACCCCCGCCCGACCCCUCGCAGCAGGGGACCCCUCGCCCGACCCUCGCAGCAGGGGACCCCCAUCGACCCCUCGCAGCAGGGGACCCCCGCCGACCCCUCGCAGGGACCCCCGCGACCCCCUCGCAGCAGGGGACCCCCGCCGACCCCUCGCAGCAGGGGACCCCCGCAGGGGACCCCCGCCCGACCCCUCGCAGCAGGGGACCCCCGCCGACCCCUCCCCCGCAGCAGCAGGGGACCCCCGCCGACCCCUCGCAGCAGGGGACCCCUCGCAGCAGGGGACCCCCAUCGCAGCAGGGGACCCCCGCCGACCCCUCGCAGCAGGGGACCCCCGCCCCCCUCGCCAGGGGACCCCCGACCCCUCGCAGCAGGGGACCCCCCGCGACCCCUCGCAGCAGGGGACCCCCGCAGCAGGGGACCCCCGGGACCCCCGCCCGACCCCUCGCAGCAGGGGACCCCCGCAGCAGGGGACCCCUCGCAGCAGGGGACCCCCGCCGACCCCUCGCCAGGGGACCCCUCCGCAGCAGGGGGACCCCCGCCCGACCCCUCGCAGCAGGGGACCCCCGCCGACCCCUCGCAGCAGGGGACCCCCGCCCGACCCCCCCUCGCAGCAGGGGACCCCCCGCCAGGGGACCCCCGCCGACCCCUCGCAGCAGCACCAGGGGACCCCCGCCGACCCCUCGCAGCAGGGGACCCCCCGCCGACCCCUCGCAGCAGGGGACCCCCAUCCCCCUCGCAGCAGGGGACCCCCGCCGACCCCUCGCAGCAGGGGACCCCCGCCCGACCCCUCGCAGCAGGGGACCCCCGGGGACCCCCUCGCAGCAGGGGACCCCCGCCGACCCCUCGCAGCAGGGGACCCCCGACCCUCGCAGCCCCCUCGCCGACCCUCGCAGCAGGGGACCCCCCCGCCCCCCCGCCCCUCGCAGCAGGGGACCCCCGCCAGGGGGGACCUCGCAGCAGGGGACCCCGACCCCCGCCGCAGGGGACGCCCCAUCGACCCCUCGCAGCAGGGGACCCCCGCCCGACCCCUCGCAGCAGGGGGACCCCCGCCGACCCCUCGCAGCAGGGGACCCCCUCGCAGCAGGGGACCCCCGCCCAGGGGACCCCUCGCAGCAGGGGACCCCCCCGACCCCUCGAGCCCCCUCAGCAGGGGACCCCCGGACCCCUCGCAGCAGGGGACCCCCCGCCGACCCCUCGCAGCAGGGGACCCCCGCCGACCCCUCGCAGGGACCCCCCGCCGACCCCUCGCAGCAGGGGACCCCUCGCAGCAGGGGACGCCCCGCCGACCCCUCGCAUACGAACUGGCCAUGACUGACCCAGCAGUCCCGGGACAGCUGCGCGACACCAUCUCCUCUCAAGGAGCAACCAUCUGGAGGCACGAGGAACUGCUUCGUGGCCUUAGGGAGGGGGUCCAAACAAAAGCUGCCCGGAAGCUAAUCCAGCUUCGGCAGGACUCUCACUGUGUGGCAGAUGGUGUGGAUUUCAGCACGUUGGCAGCGGAGAGUGUUUGGACCCAGGAAGCACUGUUCGAUAUAUUCCUGCACGGCGUCUCGGAGGAGGACAAGCUUGCAGCUCGGGAGUUACCUACGGAUCUCGAUUACCUCAUCGCUUUGACCAUCUGA
This is a messenger RNA of Oncorhynchus nerka (sockeye salmon), 5073 nucleotides long. RefSeq names its product collagen alpha-1(III) chain-like. Bases 1 to 5073 code for a protein of 1690 amino acids. The record is from RefSeq and is a predicted model, not a curated record. The transcript is spliced from 10 exons. NCBI's taxonomy places the organism in Eukaryota, Metazoa, Chordata, Actinopteri, Salmoniformes, Salmonidae.